This is a messenger RNA of Humulus lupulus (European hop), 627 nucleotides long. RefSeq lists its product as uncharacterized. The record is from RefSeq and is a predicted model, not a curated record. Lineage: Eukaryota; Viridiplantae; Streptophyta; Magnoliopsida; Rosales; Cannabaceae. The transcript has 2 exons. The coding region runs from base 1 to 627 and encodes 208 amino acids.
AUGCCAAGCUAUGUGAAAUUUAUGAAGGAAAUCUUGUCAAAGAAAAAGAAGUUGGAGGAUUAUGAGACACUGGCGCUUACUGAGGAGAGUAGUGCUAUUUUGCAGAAGAAACUACCUCCCAAGCUUAAAUAUCCGGGUAGUUUUGUGAUUCCUUGCUCAAUAAGAGAUACUGUCAUGACCAAGGCCUUAUUUGAUUUAGGGGCUAGUGUAAAUUUAAUGCCCUUAUCUAUUUUUCGGAAGCUGAAAUUGGGAGAAGCUUGCCCCACUACUAUGUCCUUACAAAUGGCAGAUUGCUUUGUUAAGCAACCUUGUGGAGUAAUUGAGGAUGUAUUAGUUAAAGUUGCCACAAGGAGAGCACUAAUUGAUGUACAAAAGAGGGAGUUGAAGUUGCGAGUGCAAAACGAAGAGGUAACAUUUAAUGUUUUUUCAGCAAUUGAUAUUCCAACUUGUUGUAGAGUGGAUGUGGUAUGUAAUGGUGGUAGUAAUUUGGAAACCACCAAGAGAAAAACCAAUGCUAAAAUUGGUAGUCGAGCAGUUCAUCAUUGUUUGAAAUGGUUCUGUAUUGGGAAGGCUCGAAGGCUAAACGAGCGGUGGAAGGCUCUGAUGAUAAGCAACAUCAAAAGAUGA